Messenger RNA from Myxocyprinus asiaticus (Chinese sucker), 500 nucleotides. Its product is annotated as 26S proteasome complex subunit SEM1. Gene Ontology annotation, cellular component: proteasome complex; proteasome regulatory particle, lid subcomplex. Bases 74 to 286 code for a protein of 70 amino acids. The transcript is spliced from 3 exons. The record is from RefSeq and is a predicted model, not a curated record. Gene Ontology annotation, biological process: double-strand break repair via homologous recombination; mRNA export from nucleus; proteasome assembly. Lineage: Eukaryota; Metazoa; Chordata; Actinopteri; Cypriniformes; Catostomidae.
UAACACAUCCAGUUAUUACGUCGAGCGUCCGUCCAUGAGAAACUGUGUUGAGCGGUUGGAACAGUAGCGAGACAUGUCAGAGAAGAAACAAACAGUAGAUUUGGGUUUGUUGGAGGAGGAUGACGAAUUUGAAGAAUUCCCUGCUGAGGACUGGACAGGCCUGGAUGAAGAUGAGGAUGCACAUGUUUGGGAGGAUAACUGGGAUGAUGACAACGUAGAGGAUGACUUUUCUAAUCAGCUCAGAGCGGAGCUUGAAAAACAUGGAUACAAGAUGGAAACCUCCUAACAGUUGGAUUACUUUAGCUGAAAAUAAUUUUUUCCACAUUUGAAUAUUGUCAAUUUAGCCUGUCAAUCGAAAAUGUGACUUUUUCUAAUUAUUUCUCUAAGCCCAGCGUCAUAAAACUGAUCAGUUGGAUCUGCGAUCAAUGUGUUUAUUUUUAGUUUUCUACCAUAUAUACCACUCAUGUGUUAAUUGUUAUAAUAAAGAGAUGCUUUCCCUA